Messenger RNA from Rhineura floridana, 7173 nucleotides. RefSeq names its product family with sequence similarity 83 member H (gene SACK1H). The record is from RefSeq and is a predicted model, not a curated record. Gene Ontology annotation, molecular function: keratin filament binding. Bases 647 to 4147 code for a protein of 1166 amino acids. The transcript has 5 exons. Gene Ontology annotation, cellular component: keratin filament. NCBI's taxonomy places the organism in Eukaryota, Metazoa, Chordata, Lepidosauria, Squamata, Rhineuridae. Gene Ontology annotation, biological process: protein localization to cytoskeleton; positive regulation of cell migration; intermediate filament cytoskeleton organization.
GAAUGCCAUGCUGGGGGGCCUCCCGAGGAAAGGAGCGCCAUCCGCUCGCCCCUUCUGGUUGCCUGGCCUCGGGGAUAUGGCGGGGCUGGAAAAGGUUCAGAAGCGAGGAGCCACAACGAUCAAGGGGGUGAAGCGACUCCCCUAUGAAGAAAGGUUUCAACAUUUCAAAACCCCCAGCUUCAGGAGGGCCCACUCGCGGCCCCUUGCCGGCUUCCGCGUGGGGCGUCUGGCUGGCAGCUGUGAAGACGGAGGCGGGACUAGAUGGGCCCCUUUGGCCUGAUCUGGCGGCGGCGGCGGCAGCCCUGCUGUUCUCUGAUGUUUUUAUGUCCCAGGAGAGCGAGCGGGAGCUGGUGUAAUCCAGUCAUCAUGAGCAGGAGCAGGCAAGACGCCGCCCCCCUCCACUGGUGUGGUAGAAAAUUCAGAAGUGCCUUCAUGAUAGUCCCACCAGGCCCCCAGGAGUCACUGUCUCUUCCGCAAUAACAGAAUGAAAGAACCAGAAUAAAACUGCUGUGUGCGUAGCCCCCCAUCUCUCUUUCUGGGGGCUAAAUGUUUCCAGAAAUGGUUUGAUUUUAAGAAUUCAUAAAUGAAGCCAAGUGUGGACUAGGAUUUGGGAGACCAAGGAGCCCAUCAGCAUGCAAGGGGAGGCAUGUGUUACCCACUUAGAAGAGUCUUCUCAGUGACUGACUCACCUUCUUACACUCUUGAUUGGCUCCAGUCAGCACAAAAGGACAAGAAAGUGCCCUCUGCCAUCAUGGCUCGCCGGUCACAGAGCUCCUCGCAGGGCGACAACCCCCUGGACCCAAACUACCUUCCGCCCCAUUACAAGGAGUAUUACCGUAUUGCCCUGGAUGCGCUGGCUGAGGAAGGUGAGGAGAGCUAUCACCGCUUCCUGGCUGAGGAGGGUGUCCCAGACUUCCUCUGCCCCUCAGAGGUGGAACACUUCAUUCAGCACCUGCAGAAGCCCCAAUAUGCCAAUCAGGAUACAGGUGGCAGCACAGACUCUGGCCCCCACGACACGGACAUGGACGGCUCCUCCGGGACAUACUGGCCUAUGAACUCAGACCUUGCUGUUCCAGAGCUGGAUCUGGGCUGGCCAAUGGUCUUUGGGUUUCGGGGAACUGAGGUGACGACCCUGGUGCAGCCCCCACCCCCUGACAAUCCCAGCAUCAAAGAGGAGGCACGCAGGAUGAUCCGUGCUGCACAGCAGGUAGUUGCCAUAGUGAUGGACAUUUUCACUGAUGUAGACCUGCUGAGUGAGGUGCUGGAUGCAGCAGCCCGCAGAGUUCCUGUCUACAUCCUGCUGGAUGAGAUGAAUAAACAGCUCUUUCUGGACAUGGCGGCCAAGUGCAGAGUCAACCUCAACUAUGUGGAAUUCCUGCGGGUGCGGACAGUUUCUGGUCCCACUUACUACUGUCGCACAGGGAUGUCCCUCAAGGGGCACGUGAAGGAGAAGUUCCUGCUGGUGGAUUGCAUGGUGGUGCUGAGCGGCAGCUACAGCUUUAUGUGGUCCUUUGAGAAGAUCCACCGGAGCAUCGCUCAUAUCUUCCAGGGAGAGUUGGUGGCCAGCUUUGAUGAGGAGUUCCGCAUUCUUUUUGCACAGUCAGACCCGCUGAUUCCUCCAGCCAAUGUCUUGAUGAAGGCAGAGACCCACAUGGCCCCCUUUGGCAUGGCUCCCUAUGGCAACAACUUGUCUCUCUUCCCAAGGAAACCCCACCUGCUCUUUCCCCGGGAAGACAACCUUUUCUCACCAUUCAUGGACAGAGUUGAUCCGGACAGGUCUUUCCUGUCUUCUUUCAGAAGAGAUGACAUGCUGCGCCACACCUUGGAAGGGUCAGCGAUGCGGAUGUAUUCCAAGAAGGUUGAAAUGGAGAACUCCCAGAUGGAUCCUGCCCGGGGCUUUCUCCGCUCCAAGCAGCUGGAGAUGGACUCAUUUAAAAGGCACAGUUUUGCAGAAGGGACUUUUGAGAAUUUUUCUUCUUCAAAGCAGUUUUCCAGGCAGAUGUUCAUGAGCAAUCUGGAUGAUUUUAAAAUGCAGUCCAGCCAUUUUCAGAAAGACCAGUUUUAUCAGUAUCAGUUUGAACACCCCCAGGGUGCCAACAGGCCCCAGGGGCUCUUUGAAAGAAUACGAGGAGGCAGACCAGGGUUCAAUGAACUGGAGGAUUAUGCAGAUGGCUUCAGAGGUCCAGAACUGGAAUCCAAUUUUCCCCAGGACGGCUACCCACUGCGGCUGGAUUAUGUGCCUUCCAAUUCUUCCAAGGAAGUAAGACAUGGCUCUGACCAAGUUAAUCCAGCAGAGAAUGGUCUUUUAGGGCUAGCAUCUCAAAGAAGGCACAACAUGGGGCAGAAGUUCAUGUGCCAGACAUCCCCUACACAGAAGCAGAGCCUGGAGCAAAGGCUGUUCCUGCACGACCAGGAGCAGGAUGCAAAUCAAGACAAGAAAGUACAAGAGAACAGAGCAGGCUUACGCAACUGGAGGAUUUCCUCCUAUCUGAGUGGGUGCCAGUCAGACCAAGGAGAGGAAGGGCUCCCAAUGCCAGUGGAGUCAGAGGCCUAUAAUGAGGUGCUUGGCCCUGCAGAGGCCCUCCCUAGAUACCCCAGUGACCUCCUCCCCUCUUUCAAACCCCCACUACCGCUUGCAAGUGCCAGAGAAUUUGCUGCAGCUGAGAGACUGGCUGAGGAGGCAUCUGCGGUGAAGCAAGAUCCCUUCCGGAACAGGAUAAACCCCUUGAUCCAGAGGAGCUCACGGCUCAGGUCGUCCCUUAUUUUUAGUGCUGCCAAGUUAGACCAGCAGAACACCUCAGCUGAGAAAGUCCAGAUGAUUCAAAAAGAACAGACAUCCAGUGAGAUGACAAGAGACAACGAGAUGGUAAAGGCCACCACUGCUUCCAAAGUUGCAGAGUUACUCGAGAAGUAUAAGACUGUGGGCAAAGACUCAGAAAGUACAACUGUCAGUCAUACUAAAGCCAUGUCUGCUUUCCACCAGGAAGAAUCCCAGAAGGCAGAGAAGAAAUGCAUUAAGUCAGUGCAGUACAAGAUCUUGGAAAGCCGAGUAUCAGACUCCAAAGACUCCUGUGGCAGUUAUAAGCUGCACUCAGAGUCAGACGGGCCAUUUGGAGAGUCCACCUCAGCCAGCCAGCUCACAGAUGCACUUAGCAAGGACCCCAUAACACAGGUGAGCAGUAAAAUGGACAAGUUAUCUUCCCGGUUCUAUCCAAUAGACAACAAGCCCAGUCUUCCAGAGAAGGAGAGCCUUAUAUUUGUUGGAGAAACUCAGAAACUUGCUCUUCCAGAAAGGAAAGAGAAGCUUUCCUUCAAAGGGGACACACACAAUUUGGCUGAAGCAGAAUUCAAGAGAGCUGCCCAAGCACAGGCAAGCACCAUGUCAGGACUGGAAGUUUCCACCAAGACUCAUGGCUCUGACAGUUCCCUCAAUAAGCCGGAGGAAGAAGGCUGUAAGCAGGAACAGAGUCCAAGGGAGUUUUUCAGAAAGGGAUCCCUUAGGCUGAAGCAGCUUCUGAGUCCCAAAGGUGAGAAGAAGCCAGAAGAAGAAACGCUCCCUGAGAGCUGGAAACCAGAGAAGCAGAGCCUGGGUGGCCUCAAGAGAUUGUCCAAAGGCGAUUUCCAAGAGGUUAAAGAGGAGGAGAAAUCUCCAAAGCUGGCUUCAGCAGCAGCACCUCUCCUCAAGGGGAGUCAAACCCCUCAGCCUCGCUUUCCCUCCUCCACAGCCAAUGUCCUCUAUAGCAGCAACCUCCGUGAUGACACUAAGGUCAUUCUGGAGCAGAUUUCUGCCAACAGCCAGAAGAAUCGAGCGGAGCUGGCCAGGCAGCUUCCAAGUGCCAGCAACCCUGAGCUGUCCAAGUCCGCCACCGGCUUGGACCACAGAGGUGAUGACAGAAGCACAGGGAUCAGCAGGUCAGAGAGCUUUGGCAGUCAUAAGCGAAACCUCCAGAGGGACCCUUCUGGGGACAGGGAUUCCCUUCUGAAAAGGAUGGAGAGCAUGAGGAAAGAGAAGCGGGUCUAUAGCCGAUUUGAAGUCUUCUGUAAGAAGGAUGAACAGGGUGAAGAGGAAUGUGAGCCUGACACCAAAGACAAGAAGAUGGGAAAGUUCAUGCCCAAGCUCCUAGGCACAUUCAAAACCAAGAAGUGACUCCAGUGUUGCUGCCCAUGCUCACCUCUCUGUCCCAGAACCGCUUUGCCUGGGACAAAUGCUGGUGGGAGGCCCUUGUGUCAAGACAACUGCAUUGACCCACCCAUCCUAACUGUUAAGUGGGCUGGGCUGGUGGCUGGGUGGCAGGGGAAGUGCUGGCCACUGGAUGUGUGACCAAAAGGGGCAACAGCUGGCACCAUGGCAAGCUAAACAUCAGCUUGCUGGGGAGAAAUGCACCCAUAACCAUCUAUCAAAGCAGCUUUCUGUGACAACAGGUGAAAAACAAUCUUUCUACUUAUCUCUGGGGCUGGUGGGUAAUGAGCUGUUUUCGGGUUGAGAUCUAGUUUUUCCUGCCCAAGAAGGUUACUCUGAUUUAGGGUCAACCUCAAGGAAAGAAUCGCUGGCCACUCUGCAGGAAGGUGCCUCUUGCCUUUCGUUGUUGCUGCUGCUGCUGCUGCACCAGAAAAAGCCCACUUGACUAGCAGUGGGACCCACUGUUUCCACCAGAUAUCCCCCCCCCGGGAUUGUUCAUGUUAUGUGUGAGGACAAGGCACCUGGGAGGUAGCAGGAAGGGUAUCGGUGUGAGCAGCAGCAUUCAAGAUGGCAUGGUGGGCUGAGAAUUAGGUUGGCAGAGCUUGUAGGGUGUUGACAUCAGCCGCUGCCCAUGUAGCCAUCACUAGGCAGAUGAGGCGUCCUUGAGGCAUUGGCAGGAAAAAAGCUAACUGGACAGGUAAACAGCAGUGCUGGGCAUGAUGAGGAUAGGAAGAGCAGGAAACAGUCCUGCUCUGCUGAAGAUGGGGCUUCUUUUUAGGAUAGGCAGCUUCUUCUCACUGGUCUCCCACCUGUCACACUUCCCCCCCAGCCCACAUCCUGAUACACUUUUCUGUGGCUCUGCGUUCCUCCAGACAACCCAUUUGUUGAACAUUCAUCCUGAUUUGGGCAACAUCCACGCCACACAUGUAAAACACUCUUACACCACUUCAACAGUCAUGACUUCUCCCAGCGAAUCCUGGAAACUGGUUUGUUAAGAACAUAAGAAAUCCCUCCUGGAUGAGGCCAGUGGCCCAUCUAGUCCAGCAUCCUGUUAUCACAGUAGCCAACCAGAUACCUAUAAGAAGACCACAAGCAGGGCCUGAAUGCAAGAGCACUCUCCCCUUCUGCGGCUUCCAGCAACUGAUAUUUGGAAGCAUACUGCAUUUGACUAUGGAGUCAGAGCAUAGCCAUCUUAAAUCGCUUGGGCGGCCUUCAAGUCGAUCCCGACUUAUGGCAACCCUAUGAAUAGGGUUUUCAUGGUAAGCGGUAUUCAGAGGGGGUUUCCCAUUGCCUCCCUCUGAGGCUAGUCCUCCCCAGCUGGCCAGAGCCUGCUCAGCUUGCCACAGCUGCACAAGCCAGCCCCUUCCUUGUCUGCAACUGCCAGCUGGGGGGCAACUGGGCUCCUUGGGACUCUGCAGCUUGCCCACGGCUGCACCGGUGGCAGGGCGCACGACCCCUGAACCACUCACUGUGGGGUGAUCAUUAGCUGGCCCUUUUUAUCCAGGAGACAUGAGUGGGGAUUUGAACUCGCAGACUCUGGACUCCCAGCCAGGCUUUCCUCCCCACUGGGCUAUACCGGCUAGCCAUCUUGAAUAGGUGGUUAAAAGAGGCUGACUUCACAGAGAUACAGUUCUCAACACCAUUUAAAAACUACAGUUCUUAGGAUUCUCUGUGGCUGUAUUAGGAAUGUCUGAGAAAGAACUAUAUGUGCAAAUAAAAAUAAAACUGUGUGUAUAUAAACCACCACUAGUUUAAGGCAUGUAGUGAGGAUUGUUUUCAGGGUGAGAAAAAUAUUUCCACAGGACGUCAGACGGUGGGGGUGGGGUGGGGUAGAGUGGGGAGAAGCCCCUCAAAGUUCAUUUCCUCAUCGUACCACCUCUCCCUCCACCCUGCCUUUGGAAGACUGGCUAAACCAGCUGAAAGCCUGAUCUUACGUGCCUACACUUACUGGGGAAGAAGCCCCACUGAACACAGCAAUGUUUACUUCCAUGUAAACAUGCAAAGGAUAGCACUGUUAGUCUCUAACUGCUGCUGCAAAGGAGGGAACAAUGUCCUGUCUCUUAUUUUGGUUAGAUUACUUGGGAACUGUCACUCCAAGCCAUUGCAGCUUCCCCAAACGUAAGGGGGGCAUGCCCCCUUCCUCCAAAUCCCACGUGGAGCAGUAGGGUGGGAAGCCACCUUUUCUGGCCCACAGUGUGGGCAACCACCAUGCUCGGCCCCAUUGGGGCAUUUCUCAUUAUUAUUAUUAUUAUUGUAUAAACUAAAACAGGUGUAGAUGGCUUUCAAAGGUACUUAGACAAAGUCAUAGAGGAUAAGGAUAUUGGUGACUGACUGCUGGUCAUGAUAGCUAUUUACUACCUCCAAGAUCAGAGGUGGAAGACCAGUUGCCAGGGAUCACCGGGGAAGAACUAUCACUCUCAUGUCCUGCUUGUGGGCUUCCCCAAGGCUUCUGCAGGAAACCCAGUGCUUGGACCCCCUUUGGUCUGAUGCCACUGCAGGGCUAUUCUUAUGUUCUUGACAUCAUUGCUGGUGCUAAUGCUAGUUGGUUUGGGUUGUUGAGUGCAGAUGGUUCUGAGCUGCCAGGUGGAGUGUCCAACAUUUGACUUCCUAUGCAGCGUGUGAGCUUCUUUGGGCCAGCCUUUCCUAGACCAACUUCUGAGGUAUGGUUUGCCCCCGUUUUGUCCACUGCAUGAAUUGAAAUCAUGUAAGUUGCUUAAAUUGCCAGUUGGGUAAUAUUCAGCCAUUGAUUGAAAUUGAGAAGCCACUUCUGGAGCAUGACUUGUGGAACUGCCAGUCAGAGCUGGUGGCAGAGGCAGCCCAGUCAAAGCCAUCGCAGAGGGAAGGUAGCAACAGAGGGGAGUGGGCACAGAAUGGGCACUCUAACUUGGUGCCCUACCCUAACAUUCACUGCUGAUACAUCAGGAAGGUCCACACAUCUGCACUGAAAGCAACAAUAAGCUCUGACUGGAAUAAAGAAUGUAAAUGUACAUACA